Molecule: messenger RNA, 1665 nt
Organism: Rhodofomes roseus
Lineage: Eukaryota; Fungi; Basidiomycota; Agaricomycetes; Polyporales; Fomitopsidaceae
Product: AP endonuclease
Exons: 10
Coding region: 27-1493 (488 amino acids)
Biological process (GO): base-excision repair
Cellular component (GO): nucleus; mitochondrion
Molecular function (GO): zinc ion binding; DNA binding; phosphoric diester hydrolase activity
Source: RefSeq, a predicted model, not a curated record
UUGUGCUCCCUCCACUGGCCUCCAAGAUGUCUGGUAUCGCUCUCCGUCGUAGCGCUAGACUCGUUACAUCUAAUUCUGUGAGCAUAACACACACAUCAGUGCCUACAACAAACCACCGCAGUGAGCGCGAUUUGAGCGAGCUUAGCGAGCUCGACUCGGAGCCUGAGCUCAGUCCAAGACCGGUCAAACGUGCCAGGAAAGCCACAGCAUCUGCGGCCGCAAAUGGGGCGUCUCAACUGCAAGGAUCCUCACAGGAUACGCUGGCCACGUUGCCAGUAAACAUAGAGCCUACGGAGCCCACAAAGAAACCCAGGACACGAAGAAAAGGCCCUCCACCAGAGCCAAAACCGGAGGAUUUCAUGGCGAGGACGACGAAUCGCUGGAAGGUGGGGCCACACGUAUCAGCCGCUGGCGGAGUAGAGAACGCUAUAGUCAACGCUGCCUCCGUAGGAGCGAAUGCGUUCGCGCUGUUCCUCAAGUCACAGCGCAAAUGGACGUCUCCAGACAUGAAAGAAAUCUCUAUAUCUGCAUUCAAAGCGCGAAUGAAGACAUUUGGGUACUCAGCUUCCCACAUCCUACCCCACGGAAGCUACCUCGUCAACUUGGGUAACCCUGACGAGAAGAAGCGCGAACAGUCGUAUGAAUGCUUCCUUGAUGACUUGAAACGAUGUGAGGAGCUCGGCCUGCAUUUGUACAACUUCCAUCCUGGCUCAACUGUAGGCGUAGCCACAAAGGACGAGUCGCUAUCGCUCAUUGCCGGCUGCAUCAAUCGUGCGCACAAAGACACCGAGCGGGUGGUGAUCGUACUCGAGAAUAUGGCAGGGUCAGGCAAUGUGAUCGGUUCGACUUUCGCCGAGCUUGGAGGGGUCAUCACACAAGUAGAAGACAAGAGCCGGGUCGGCGUCUGCUUGGAUACAUGCCAUAUGUUUGCGGCCGGCUAUGACAUCCGGACGAAUGAAGGCUGGAACGAAACAAUGGCCGAGUUUGAGCGCGACGUCGGGCUGCAAUACCUCCGCGGUAUGCAUCUGAACGACUCCAAAGGGACGCUAGGGAGCAAGAAAGACAGACACCAAAACAUCGGACUCGGUGAGCUCGGCCUCGCCACCUUCGCGCACGUCCUCUCCGACCCACGCACGCGCGACCUCCCGUUGAUACUCGAGACCCCUGCAUAUGACGAGCCAGGCACCAGUGCGAGCCGACUUGGGAAGGAGGGCAUGGACGUCUGGCGGAAGGAAGUUGAGGUACUCAACCGGUUCGGAAAUGGCGUUCAUGGAGAGGGAGAGGAAGCGAAGAUGUAUGACUGGACGGAAGAGAUACGCGAAGUUGUGCAGGCAGCGAGUCGCAAGCACGAUGCGAAGGGGAAGAGCGUGAAGGGAGUGGAGGCAGGAGGACGGAAGCGGAAGGCGGGGAAGCGGAAGAGGGGGGCGAAGGAUGCUGAAGAGGAGGAGGAUGGCGGUGAUGAUCAUUGCGAGAGCUGUAGCGAGGAAGGCUAAUCAGUUUCUGGGAUCCUCUCGUAUCACUUGAUUCAUCUACGAGUUAGCUUUACCGUCCCCAGCCUGACGAAAGGCGCCGCGUCGUCGAACGACCUGGCGACCGCACUGGUGCGUCGGCUUUGAAAGGAUAGAUAGAGUAACCUGCGAUAACCACCGUGUUGAUUGCCGUGAA